Messenger RNA from Helicoverpa armigera (cotton bollworm), 3896 nucleotides. RefSeq names its product CWF19-like protein 1. NCBI's taxonomy places the organism in Eukaryota, Metazoa, Arthropoda, Insecta, Lepidoptera, Noctuidae. The record is from RefSeq and is a predicted model, not a curated record. The transcript has 11 exons. Gene Ontology annotation, molecular function: RNA lariat debranching enzyme activator activity. Gene Ontology annotation, cellular component: post-mRNA release spliceosomal complex. Gene Ontology annotation, biological process: mRNA splicing, via spliceosome. Bases 114 to 1718 code for a protein of 534 amino acids.
GUGUCAACGUCAUUUUCUUUCAUUCAGAUUCAGUACAUUUUCAUUUGUUGUACAACUAAACGAAUCACUAAUGAAAACAACCUAAAAUAAAUUUGAAAAUACUUCAUUUCAAGAUGGAUAAACAAAAAACACUUAUAUGUGGAGAUGUAAAUGGAAACUUCAAUGCCUUGUUUUCCCGCGUUGAGACUAUAGUCAAGAAGUCUGGACCUUUCGAUGUCCUGUUAUGCGCGGGAAACUUUUUUGGAGAUGAUAACUCACAAUUAGAUGCUUAUAAAAUGGGCACCCGAAAAGUGCCAGUGACUACUUAUGUUUUUGGGCCAUCUAAAAGUGAACAUGUCCCACUUUAUUGUGAAGAGGGAUCAGAGAUAGUCCCAAAUGUUAUCUACAUGGGUAAAAGAGGUAUAUUUACAACCAGUGCUGAUGUUAAAAUAGCUUACCUAACCGGUUUAUCAAGACGAGAGCUUGGCAAAGAGGUUCCAAUGUGCACAUUUGAGCCCAGUGACUGCAGUGCUGUGAGGGAUGCAUGUUUUAGAGGCCAGAGUGAAUAUAGAGGAGUUGAUUUACUUAUAACUACGCUAUGGCCUGCUGGGAUACAGCAAGAUGAAAUACAGAAGGUAGAUAUAGAACAGGAGAACUUAUCUGACUUACUGUCUUGGCUUGCCCUCCAUAUAAAACCUAGAUAUCAUUUUGUACCAUCUCCUGCAAAACAUUAUGAAAGGCAACCUUACAGAAACCUCUCCACCCACCAAGACUACAGGGAAGUAGCAACUAGGUUCAUAGCGUUAGCUCCAGUCGGUAACAAAGUUAAAGAGAAAUGGAUUUACGCCUGCUCUCUACAACCUAUCUCUAAGAUGAGGAUCACAGAUCUGUUACAAGGCACCACGGAUGAGACGCAGUGUCCUUAUGAUCCUGAAUUGCUGAAGCAACAUCAACCUGGGAAAGUUGUGAAGUUUAGUGGUAACGGUCAAUACUUCUUCAAUAUGGACGGCCCAGAAGAUGAUCAAGGCAAGAGAAAAAGAAAGGGCAGAGAUGAUACCCAAGAAAGGAAAAAGAAAGAAUUUGAUCCAGAUACCUGUUGGUUCUGCCUCUCAUCCCCAACUGUGGAGAAGCAUCUAGUGAUAAGUGUGGGCACCCACUGUUACCUGGCAUUAGCCAAGGGCCCUCUGACACCUUACCACGUUCUUAUCCUACCUAUUGCACAUCAUCAAGCUAGCACUAGGGUACCUGACGAGAUAAUAGAAGAAAUAAAGAAAUUUAAGGGCGCGUUGAAGAAGUUCUACGCGUCCAUGGGCAUGCUGGUGGUGUUCUUCGAGCGCAACUACCGCACGUCGCACAUGCAGAUACAGAGCGUGCCCGUGCCCAGGCAAUGUGAGCCGCAGCUGUUGGAAAUCUUUCAGGAUGAAGCCGGUAUAAACAGCAUACAAAUGGAAGUGCUACCGCCCUACACAGACAUACGGCAGGUGACGCUGCCGGGGGCGCCGUACUUCCACGCAGAGCUGCCCUCCGGAGACCAGAUAUAUGCUAAGACUAAACAACACUUCCCGCUGCAUUUUGGAAGGGACGUUUUAUCUUGCCCGCCGAUCUUAAACUGCGAAGACAAGGCCGACUGGCGGCAAUGCCAGCUAUCGAGACAAGAGGAAGAAGAACACGUAAAGAACUUUCGAGAAAAGUUCCGACCCUUCGACUUUACUGCGGACGAUGAUAGUGACAGUGAUUAAACUGUGUUCGUAAUGUGCAGACAAUAUUCAACCUUACGUGCAUAUAAAUAGAAUAGAUUUUUCAUGGCGUAUGAAACAUGUUUUUAAAAGCGUGUUUUAUAGUUUUUUCAUACAGUGCGGACAAUAUUCAACCUUAUGUGCAUAUAAAUAGAAGAGGUUUUUCAUGGAGCAUAUAGCAUGUUUUUAAAAGCGUGUUUUUUAAACUGUUUUUAAAUUGAAUUUAUUACUAUUUAUAUCAGGAUAUAUUCAGUAAUUUAUUGAUGUGUAGUCAUAUUGUAAUUCUGUUUUUAAAUGUUCUGAUUACCUGAUUUUAACAAUAAAUUGAUCUUUGUUGAACAUUCGUUCGUGCAUUGUACAAACCGAUUAGUCUUAAUUUAAAUAUAAGGAAAAUGAAUAGAACAAUUUCAAGUAAAUGAAUUUUUAUUUUCGUUCACAUCAUACUGUCCUAAUAACUCAUUUGUUUGUAUUAUAAAAACAUAUCUGUAACAACAUGAUUAACUAACCCUUAUAAUAUACUCGUGUAUUCAUUUAUAUUAACAAAAUGUUUAAAAAUGAUAUGGUACAUUGACUAGAAUUCAGAAUGAUAGUUAGAAUAACGACUUUUGCUCCUAAACUUGAGAUAAUGGAGUAUAAUAAAUCAUAAAUACAAUGUAUGUAGAUAAAAGUGUAGUUUAAGGGACUUGCAUGUAUCAUGUUCACCAAAAGACCUGCUUAGUAUACUGGUUUAAAAUUAACAGUAGUAGUAAUUUAUCGAGAAGUUCAUAGUUUAUAUUUUGCAAUGAAUUUUCGCCAUACCCAAAUGUUUAAAAUUCUAAGUCUUGAUGCAAAAUAAAACGACAACAAUGAAAACAUUAACAUUGCCAAAUGAUUACUUGUUGAUUACUAAAAACUACAUUGUAUUAUUGACUAGCAUUAGGAAAUUGUGUCUAGAUUAUAUAAAAUAGAUCUCAAUUAAAUAUAGGGCAGUCUUCGUUGGAAUUACUAAAGAGUGUCAACGUAAACAAUUGUAAAUCAUUAUAAAUUCACACUUAAAAACAUUGUUAGUUGAAUACAAACGCAGCUUGUGUCAACACUCGUAAACUAUGGCUACAACAUGAUACAGUUUAUAAUAUACAAAUUGUAACUUUCUGCCGUAUUCACCAAACUAUAGGUAAGUGUAUUGUCAUGUGUUACUGUUCACUGAGGAUUGUAUAAUACUAACGUUUAAUUUACAUCGAUUAUAACACUCGCAAUUGAUGAAUCCAUCCAUUUGAAGGCGCACCUAACAGUAGUGCGAUUUCAAUGGGCUCUCGGUAUAAGUAUUAUAAUACAAUAGGUAGGUAUCGAUAAAGUUCCACAUCAUUGUCAACAGUACAAGAAGCAAUUCUCAAAUUAUAAAAUAAAUCAACAUUUCAUUCAAAUGUAUCGUUAUCCAAGCAGUCUCCGAAAAGUGAAUGUAAAAGCUAAGUUGAGAAGUUCGGGGAAAUUUCGUCAUUAAUUUAGUCUUACAAUGUCUGUGUAACGUUGGCAAUUUGUGUAAAUGGUGUAUUGUAUACAAUUAACAGUAUAUUUAUGUAUACAUAACAGAUUAUGCGGUGAUUUACUGUUGGCACUUCAACAAAUGCUUAUCAUAAUCCUAAGAUAUAAAUAGUUACUUGAAAAUUCAUUUACACACUCCAAAACCUUAAUGUUAUAGACAAUGAUAAGAUUUGCCAAUGAAAACAUUAUUGUUUUCAUAAACUUUACAACAAUCAAACAAUUCGUAUUUAAUUAAAUAUGGGAUAUAAUUACACAAUUACAUCCGUAACUAGUUUUAAGACUUUUGGUCAAUAAGGCAUUAAGUUUAAAAUAUAUAUUUUUAUUUUAAUUAUUGUUCUCCUUAUUUUUUAUAUUCGAUAGUCAUUAAUGUGUACUUAGCAUUAAUUACAUUAAUAUUUACACAACGACCAGUGGUUUUUGAACCUACAACGUUAACGGCAUUUGAAGCCGUUUGGUUUAAAAUACUCGGUUUCGGAGUACAAAAAGGAUUAAUGAGUUUUACUAUUAUACGUGGCACUAAAGAAUAAAUAUAAUUAUAUUGGCUAAACCUACCUAUCUACAGUUUUAUAUACACGUCUAGCAAUAUGGAAGUGUAACGGAGUUUGGCAACAUUUUGUAAAAAUAUUACAUGCAAAAUACCAACCAAUGCAUAUGCAGUAU